CAGCUACAGGCCCAGCUACAGGCCCAGCUACAGGCCCAGCUACACACAUCCACUUUGAACGUUCCGAAGGAGGGUUUCUUAACAAACAACGCACUAUAUCGUCACUGAGUGCAUUGGGAAAAGAGAAUAGCCUUAAUUGACCCAGUCACCUCCCCUUGUCAGGAAGCAAGUGAAGCAUAUCAAAACAAAAUCUGCACCUUGCGUCGCGGCAUUUACAAGAUGUGAAGUGAAAGGAGAGAAGCUAUUUGUUAAAUGUGCUGCAGAUACAUGGACAGUGCUCUGUGCUCAAAGUAUGGGGGAACUGUGUAGAUAUUUCUGUCUAAACUUGGCGCUAUGGGUGUUUGUGUCAGGUUUGUAGACUUGAGCUCUGUAGAUUGGAUAUUAAAAUGGUUUCAAAUAUAACUAUGUACUAUACAGAUAAGCCUAUGUAGGUUUGUAACAGUAAAGGAACGCAUGUGUGUGCAUGUAGUGUGUGUACGGUAUAAUUCAGGCGGACUAAAAGCGAUAUAACCAGUGGCGUAUCUAAGGUAGGGGCCACACGGGGCACGCCAGCGUUUUGACACCCCCAUUCCACAAAAAAAUAAAGCUGGUUUGAAAUGCCGCCCCUCACUAUAAGGGAAAAUGAGGCCCCCGGGCCGUACCACCCUACACGCACACCCUUCCUACGUCACUGAAUACAACUUAUAGAAAAAGAAUUUCUCGUAAUUGCUUAUUAGUUUAAACGGAGUGACAUUAUAUGCCAACUCAUUGAUUUUAAGGGAUGAACAAUGGCUACAUAGCAGCACCAUUGACAACAUAAAUGGCCAUACUGGCUAUAGCAACAACAACAAAAAAGUGAUUAUUGGUUAACAGUGACGUAUCCUAGGGUUUUGCGAAUGCGGGGGGGGGGGGACUUCCCCACGCGCGGCACCUUCGGUGUAACUUACCAUCUUAAAUAAUUUUGUUUGUCUCUAUGGUUAGGGGUGCACACGGAUGAGAGUGCACCCUGGGUGGCUUUUAAUAAAGGUGCAUCACUGUAUUUUAACAUGUUCAAAGGGGUCUGGGAUCUACUGAUAGCUGCAUUGGUCCUUAUUUUAUUUUAAAUCAUAUUUUCUGUUUUGUAAUAUCCACGGGUUGAAAAAAAAAAAGGAUGGGCACAAUGUUAGACAUAUUUCCAUAAAACCACUCCAUGACAGAAAACAGAAACCAUAUUUAGAGGUGCAUUUAAAGGGAUACACAAAUUUAGUGUUCCUAUUAGUCAGGUUUUGUAGGGGAAAGGAUUUUUAAAGCACCCAAGGUGGGUGGGGGGGGGACGAGGGCCAUCUAUCAGCAUGCAUUAUGGCACCCGGUGCCAUUGCCUAAUACACACUGAAUUUACCCUAAACUCAGAUACAACCCAGUACUCUUCCGAUAAGCGGCGCGAGGAAAGAGGAAGCAUUAAUUGAGCAUGCUGAAGACUCCCGAGUAAAAGCGGGGGCAUGGUCUGUUCAAUUCAAUAUGCAAGAAUCCCUCUUACCCCAUACCUUAAUUUAGCUUUACAUCAUUCUACGUUUAAUCGCAGAGCAACAGGGGAUAUUCUAGUUAAAAAUGUAGGUGACAUCAGAGCUGUCAUAUUGGCUAUGCAACCCCUUCAUCUGCAGGUGUUCAUGCAUAAUUAAGGAGCUCAAAGUUGUGAUGUUGACACUUUUAUCAUCAAUUUUAAAUGCGGGUUGGGGUGGGGGGGGAUAUAGCCAAACUGAAAAGUGGCAGGGGGCUUUGAAAAGUGAAGAGACAGUCAACCUGACCUGGUAGUGAUAAAAAUACUUUUAAAAAAAUAAUUUACUACUAAAUAGUAAUUUGGUUUCUACAUUUUAUUUUAAAAUAUUUUAAGGAACACUCCUUAAUAAAUAAAUGCAUUUAAAAAAGUGCUUUGAAAAUGAUUCCAACACAAAAAAAACAAAACAUUGCUAACAUGUUAAAAGCAAUGCAUACCAUUGCUAACAUCACGUGGCAUGUUAAAAGCAAUGCAUACCAUUGCUAACAUCACGUGACAUAUUAAAAGCAAUGCAUACCCUUGCUAACAUCACGUGACAUGUUAAAAGCAAUGCAUACCAUUGCUAACAACACGUGAUAUAUUAAAAGCAAUGCAUACCAUUGCUAACAUCACGUUACAUGUUGGACGCAAUGCUACAUCGCGAGACAUGUUAUUCGCAAAUGGAAAAGAAAGAACUUCUUUUAGAAAGUUUUAUCCAUUUUAAUGGGUCGUUUCAACUUGACAUUUUUAUAAUCGUUUAUGAACGGCAUAAUUAUGUAGCGAAGACAUGAUAUGUUUACUAAUGUGUGAUUUUAUUUGAGGUAAGUCGUAUAAAUAUUUAGUAUAAAUUUCCCAAUAUUCACUUGAUUGAAAAUUUUAUUAUGAAUUUCAAACUACUAGUCUAUAACUUUAUUAAGAUAAAUUACAAAUUGACUAUUUUUAAAAACAAAUCCAUAGAAUUUAUUUUUGAAAAGAUGGUAUAGAAAAAAAGAAUGUUUGAAAAUUAUUUUUUUUAAUCUUUCUACUGGAUUCUCAUUUUAAAAACAGUUGAAUUAAAAAGUGCAGGUAAAUAGGUGGGGCAGAUUAUUUAUUGUUCUGAUAUUAUGACCUGUGAUGCACCCUCCUUGCCCUACCUUAUUUUCUGUUUCGGUUUAAUCCUGAAGUGUCAAAGUGUCCUCUUUUUAUAGCCAUUUUCAUUGUUUCUAUAGAAUAGUAGUUACUAUCCUAGUGUCUCAUUUGUAUUUACUUAGUUUACAUGUUUUAAUAAUUGUAAAGCGCUUAGAGCUUUAUGAUAAGCGCUAAAAAAAAUGCCUAAAUAAAUAAAUAAAUAAAUAUUGAAAAGAGAAAGGCAGUUGAGAACUUUAUGAUAUAUAGACUAGGUCAGUGGUCGCAAACUCAUGAGCCAAAAGAGCCAAAAAUCAGCAGCAUGACGAUUAAAAAAAAUGUUUGAGAGCCAAAUUUCUUUUCAAGAACCUAGUUGUUGUUUUUUUUUUUUUUUUAAUCAAAACCGAUUUGUGGCCGGUGGUCCGAGCCGCACUCAGGUCGCUAAACAGCCGCGAUUUGCCGACCACUGGACUAAGUAUUUAAAUUACUAUCUGUACGGAACUGCAACACCAGAAGCACCAAUAACGAAAAUACAACCGCUUUCCAUUUAAUAAUAAUUGAUGGAAUGUCAACUAUUUGUAGGCACACGUUAAAAUUUUAAUUUCUGUUUAACAAAAAAAAAUAAAUAAUAAUAAUAAAUUUCCUUAAAGUUUUUAUUUAAAAUUAUGCUAAAAAUAACUAUAUUUUUUAAAGCAAGAUGCCAUCAUAAAUUUAUAAUUGAAUUUAAAAAGCUAUUAUUUUAUGAUAAAGUAUUUGCAGAUGGUCAAUGUUUGAUAAUAAGCAAGAACUAUAGUUAAAUUACAGACCUUUAUAUUGAUGUAGAGAUAGUUUAAAGAAUGUGUCACUCAAAGUCUUCAAGCAAACAGGGUUGCAAAAAAAUAAAUAAAUAAAUAAAAAAAUAUAUAAAUGCGAAAAACGCUUUAAAGGAAACAAUUUCCAUUCGUUUUAAAAAUGGUUUACAAUGACAAUUUAGUCGAUAAUUUUAUAAAAUAUAUUUUCAGUUUUUUCGUACACAUCUUACCCCGGGGGAAGGGGGGCACUUGAAUUUCUCAAGUAGGGGACCCCACUCCUCGGAAAAAUGACUGAUAUAGAUAGUGGAAUAUGUUGUUUUUUUUAAAUUUAAAAAAAAAUGUGUGCCUUCCAUACCCCAGGGGCUCUAGUGCUCAUGUCUAAGAACCUGUGCUCUAUCUGCUGUCUGCAUAACAAUUUAUGACAUCCACUGUGGCGUAUAAAUUUAAUUUGUUAGAGUUUACUUUCCGUUAGGCCUGUAUGCGGCAGCCCCGAGCAGAAGAAGCCCGAGUCUAACAGCGUCCCCCAGUGUUAUAAUCCUGGGUGUGACGCCGUCUCUGACGGUCAACUGCAGCUACUCGUCAACUAGGAGUCAUGACCUCGCAACUCUCACAGCACUUACCAUCUACAGCAGAACUAAUUCAUCGGCACAUCUCCACAGUAAGGGGGAUACAAUGGCGCAAUCGUUAUGUGCUGAAUUAAGGUGGCAAGUUUCGCAUGACAUCCUGGUUCACUGUGUAUCCAGUAUUAUUUAUUGAUGCAAAAUUUGUAACCCCCCCCCCCCCCAUAAAUAGAUGGAAGUUUGAAUUAACGAUGUGGAGAUAGUUUGUAAAAAUGUUGUGAGUGUUUGUGUGGGGGAGGGGAUCGUAACGCAUUUGUGGGAAUGGUUGACUUGACUAGGGGGGCCUAAUUUUGGUUACCAAUUUGUGAGGAUGAUAGAAAAAAAUCAAUGUCUGGGUGUGUUGUGUUGUAUGUGUGUGGAGGGGUAGUAAAAAAAAAUUAUGUGACUUGAUUCAAGGACGGCCCCUUUAUAGUAACAACAACAUUUCACUCAAUUUAAUAUUUAAAGAAACCUUUAAUAAUAUGUAGGCCCAAGCCACCAUUAUACUCAAAUAUAACAUCGAGCAAGGCUAUGAGGUUUAUAUAAAUUAUGAUGUUCAGAAACGUAUGUUAAUACCUAUAAACGGGCGGUAAAGUUCUUUUAAAUCAAUCUAUGUUAAAUAUGUUAACUCCUUUUUUGAAAAGUUAUUAACGAAAUAAUUAAUUUUUAAAAUUAAAUAUCAUCAUGAUUACCAUUUCAGAUUUUCGUAAAUAAAUCUUCAAAAUUAAUAAUAAAAUUCAUCUGCAAACUUUUUUUUGUUAUCGGUUGAAAGCUAUUCGUCCCGUGAAAUUUUUGAAAACUGAAUCCUUUUAAAAUUCAAAUAUAUUUUUGUUGGGUACUUGAGAACCUGCACAUUUUAAAUAUUGUUUUUGAAAUUUCAGAACGAGGCGUUGUAAAGGUCUUAGAAGAUAACGGGAUGACUCAGACUUUCGUCUCAAAGAAUGCCGAAGGUGAGGGAGUCAUCGACGACAAAGGAGAAUCGUUUUUAUUUCUAAGGUGGAGCUUGCCCUCUCGGUAAAAAUUGCUUCUGAAAUAGUGGUGUUUCCAACCGACUAUAUGCAUAUAGUAGAUGAAGGGUAUUUUACAAGAAAUAAAUGUCCUUAAUAUCUAAAAGAUUAAGAUUUUUUACAUAACUUUUUAUUUGGUUACAUUCUUUUGUUAAAUCAUAAUCUCUAUUGCAAGUAAUAUAAUUUUAGUUUUUAGUGUUUUGUCCUACAGUUUAGCCUACAUUAAAUCUCAAUUUAGCCUACAUUAAAAUUGCAGUUUAACUACAUUAAAAUACAAAUUAAGCUUACACUAAGCACCGAAAUAUAUCUGUGUUUUCCAUUCUGACACCACACAUCAUUUAGUGGAUGGGAAGGUUUCAAAUUUUAAAUGCGUAUAUUUAUAUAUAUAUAAAGAAGUUAGGUAUUCGAAUGUCAAAAACGUCUUUUCCAGUAUGCCAGGCGAUGAAAUGUUAGCGACUUCGAUUUAAAUACAUUUUCAAUCCUCAAAGUAGUACAUUCUUACUUUUCUGAUUUCUGACCCUAGUCAUGAAGUAACUAUACUGACGUGUAUGAGUGGGUAGUAGGGGUCGCAAAACCGGUACCUUUUGCCAAAACCUGUAUUUUCGAUAUUGAAGUUUACGAAUACCGGAAUCCCGGUAUUUUCGAUAUUUAGAUAAUUUUUAGACGAGAUUCGAGAUUAGAGGUGAGGAUUUAUUAGGGCCGGCGCUAGGAGGGUGCGGGUCUUGGGAAAAUUGAAUUUUGAGGGGCCGUUGACGUUAUAUAUUCGGCCGAUAGGAUAUUAAGACGCGUUAUAGACGUUUGACUAUCGAAUAAUUCCGAAUAUUGUGUUGACUGGAUUAGGAACUAUUAGUAGGCUCAGGUAUGUUAUAAAUAUACUAAAGCAACGUGCUGCCCACUUCGCCGUCCCCCUAGCGCCGGCCCUGUAUUAUCCAUGAAAGUAAAACAUUCAGAAAAAUAUCAUUUUUUUUAAUUUUUAAUAAGCUUUUAACAAUAACACAAAUGUCUAACUUCAGACUUUAAUCAAACGAACAAAAAUAAUAUUCUUAACUUUUUAAUUUAAAUAGUUUUAUUAAUCAAGUAUUAAAAUAAUUGGUGUUGUUUUAAUCUUUGGUCAAAUUAUAUAAUGAAAUCGUAAAUAGGACAAAGUGUAUAAUGUUUGGUCACUUAACUUUGACCGCAAAUGGUCACAAAAGUAACCCGAUGAAGAGAACAACCGCUCUGACUCCACACUGGUCGGAGAAAUAGACCUUAGGCUAUCAUACGCAAUUUUUAUAUAUUUUCCUCUUGAACCACCAUUCUCAAAUAAAGCGAUUUUCAUUUUUACCAAUGUAUCAAUGUCUCCAUCCGUUGGUCUGGAAGUAUUAUCCAGAGCCUGAAGUUUCUUUUGUAUUUCAAUUUCAAAUUGUCUCUUAAGCGGCAGUGUGUCUUCAAGUUCAUCAUGCUCCGAUCCAAGAUGUUUAAUUUCAUUGUUCCUAGAUAUUUCCAACGAGAAAUCCGCUGUCUGACCAAGCUUUAUAAAUAUCCACGGUAUGUUUCGCAUCUGGUCGCAAUCUGGCCUUAGAAAUGCGUCCAAGUAGUCACUGGAAUGUGCAGACUUUAAAUAAGAGUCAAGGCGUAAAGGUGUACCUCAAAAUAUAUUAAGUAUCUUGUUACAUCUAAUACAUUUAGCUGAGAGAUUGUCCGUAGCUUUCAAGAAAUAUUGCCAAACUGAUGUAUUUCGUUUCCGAUAGUUUCAUAUGCUUAUCAAAUUUAGGUUGAUUUUUUUCAGGGUCCCCCAUUUCUUUCUGUCAACCUGAAGGGAAAAUGAAUCAUUUAAAAAAUAAAUAAUCAAUUCAAUCGAGUUGGUUUGACGUGUACUUUUUAAAAAAAUGUUUUAAUGUUUGGCUAGGUACGGUACAGACAAACUGGGACAUUCAGCCUGAGACAAAAAUAGCUCGAAAAUCAAUUAUGAGGUGAAUGUAAAUUAUUAAUAUUGUUAUCACAAAAUAGAAGUAACAUAAUUUGUCUGUGUCUUAAACUUAAGGUAUUUGAUUAUCAAAGUACGGAUUUACUCAUAUUUUUAAAUAUGUAGGUUUUUUGGCAUAAUUAAAAGAAAUCAAGCAAUCAAACAUUUUUGUUAUUAAAAGUUGACCCCGUGAUUUGAGUGCAACGUGUUAUUAUUUCCAUAAAAACUCUUAAUGGAAGUCAAAAUUCGAUCUUCAUUCAACUAUACCAAUCACUUAUUUGUCAAUAAUAUGAAAACAUUUACUUACCAAUCCUGUACUUUCUCUUUGAACUUGAGACACGUGGUGUGAGGGAUUUGCACAUCUCAUAAAUUAUUGAUAUGUCUUGUUUUAACUACGACGUGGAAACUAAGAAAAACGAUUUAAAAGAAAUUGAAAAUGAAAUCCCGGGAUUAUCGAAAAUCCAGGUUUUCAUAAAUCCAAUCCCGGUUUUUUCGAGCAUCAAUUAUGGUCCGAUAUUCCGGUAUUUUCGAAUUUUGGGAUCCCGGAUUGCGACCCCUAGUGGCUACAUGGAAACAACCAUAUUAUUAAUCAUUUCAGACAAAUCCUAUCAGUGUAGGUAAAUUUAUAAACGCAACAACACUUUUUUUGCAAUCAUUUUUUUAAAACAUCUCCUAUUUGCAGUGACCAAGCCGUUGAAUAUUUUUGUGUUCUUACUGCCAAAGACGUGGAAGGAGUCGAAGUGCAAUCCAAUGCUGGUACAAGGGUGACGUCACGAACUCCGUGGCAUAUCAGAGAAAUCCAGCAACUGGCAGACGGCUACAAGGUGAAGGCAGGGACGCAACUCAGUAAUACAGGGAGAAUACAAAGUGGUAUAUUUGUUUUAAGGCAGAAAGGAUUAGUAAAAAGUAAAGAGAACAUUUUAAUGGCGGAAUAAAUGAUAACAGAAAAUUAUCGAUAUUGUUUACAAUUAUGAAAUCUGCAUUUAGAUCGUAUUUCAGACUCAGACUCUUUCUGAGUGCUUCCUGGCCUCCUGGCCUUGUAAUUCAACAACAACUUAAAAUACCUAAUAUUUUGUAUUUCUGAAAUUAUGUGUAUCUAGCUAGCAUAUGUAUUAUAGUUUCUUUCCCCUUGAGUGUGAUUGCAGACUCAGACUCUUUCUGAGUGCCUCCUGGCCUCCUGGCCUUGUAAUUCAACAACAACUUAAAAUACCUAAUAUUUUGUAUUUCUGAAAUUAUGUGCAUCUAGCUAGCAUAUGUAUUAUAGUUUCUUACCCCUUGAGUGUGAUUGGUUGAGUCUAUUAGUUGGUCUGAUUGGUUGUCUAUUGCUUGAGUAUGAUUGGUUGAGUCUGAUUGGUUUAGUCUAUUUGUUGAAAAUGAUUGGUUGAGUCUACCUGAAUGAUAUGAAGAUAUUAAAUUAGUUGUGGCCCGAUGGUUAUUUGACCUUUUUACGAUUAAAUUCUUCAUAGUAAAUGUCUGGACAGUAAGCUAUUUUGUGAAGUGAUUAUAGACAUUAGUCUUGUGAGUACGUUCUGGAGCUAACUAGUCAACAAUGUUAGCAUAAAGUUCAAGUGUUCCAUUUGUUGGAAGAAGAUCACCGGCCAAGGAACGUCAGGGCGUUAGAGACGUCGCCCCGGGGGGAGGGAGGGGACUUUUUCGGUCAAAUGCAGAGUAUUUUUCGAGGGGGGGGGGGGGGGGAAGGGUGUUUGCUGAUAAAUAUCUUGACCCACCGCGAGUAAAAUUAACCAAUGGAGAAGAUAGCGUUGAUAAUUUCUGUUCAGUACAGUACAAGUUGUUAAGUUAUAGAUAGUAGCAUCACACGUUAAAAGAAAACGAUGUACAGCCAAGACGAAAGAGUUACACACGUAGACUUACAGUGGCAGGCGGAAAUCACUGUUAUAAGACUUGAGUCGUUGUUUGUGGAUGCUAUGGGCUGUGCAAUUUGUAAUGGACUAGUUGGUAUUUUCAUCGCCGUCGCGUGAAUUUUGGAGGACCCCUGCCCCUUUUGGAGGACCCCUGCUCAUUUUAAAAGACUUCCAUCACUUUUGGAGGAUCUCUGCCACUUUUGGAAGACCUCUGCCACUUUUGGAAGACCUCAGACCCCUUUCGGUUUUGUGAUCCCCUCUGUUCAACAAUGACAGUUUUAAUUUUAUUCCACAUUACCAGGUUUGGCCCUUAUAUAUCCGACUCUCGCUACAGCUGCAGGGUUCGUCCCCUUAUAUAACCGAGUCUCGCUACAGCUGCAAUGGUUUGUCCCCUUAUAUAUCCGAGUCUCGUUACAGCUGCAGGAUUUGGCCCCUAAUAUACCCGAGUCUCGCUACAGUUGCAAGGUUAGAUCCCUUAUAUAUCAGAGUCUCGCUACAGCUGCAAGGUUUGGCCCCUUAUAUAUUCGACUCUCGCUACAGCUACAAGGUUUGUCCCCUUAUAUACCCGAGUCUCGCUACAGCUGCAAGGUUUAUCCCCUCAUAUAUCCGAGUCUCGCUAUAGCUGCAAGGUUUGUCCCCUCAUUUAACCGAGCCUCGCUACAGCUGCAAGGUUUGGCCCCUCAUAUACCAGAGUCUCGCUACAGCUGCAAGGUUUGUCCCCUCAUAUAUCCGAGCCUCACUACAGCUGCAGGGUUUGCGCGUCUCACUUGACGGGUCUGUGUAUUAUAUGUCCAGACACUGGUAUUUGGCAGUCUAAAAUGGUGGAUCUAGCUAUAACUUCAUUUUUUUUUUCUGACCCUUCACCUUCUUUUGAAACAUUGCAUGAGACUGUGUAUUCAUUAGUCGAGACGUCGUACUCCACCCCAAACCCACUCAUAUGUAAAAAAUCUACGAAUUCAAGCAAACCUGACCCACCGAAUCCAGAAGGCAAUGGUUCUCUCAUAAUUAGACAGUAAAGAGGAUAUGAAUAGCUCUAGAGUGGCGUUAGAGAUAAGAGUAACGUUAGCGAUAAGAGUAACGUUAGAGACAAGAGUGACGUUAGAGAUAAUAGUGGCUUUAGAGUUAAGAGUGAAGCUAGAGAUACAGAUGACCACGAUCUGCAUGAAAUAUACUUACUUUUUAUAUUUGUCACAGAUAUGAGAUAAUUAAUACAAGGGAGUUAAGUAUUGUGAGAAAUUAUCACUUGUAAUAUUUAGAGUAUCGAAACUAGGUAAAAACUAACCAUAUGGAGACGGAAGGUAACAGUUUCGUCCAUAUUUAUGUAAAAAGAUUUGGUCAUAGUGAUUGUUACGCACUGGCUUCUAAUAUGAGAAAUGAAUCUCCUAUGUUAAUUUUAAUUGGCUCAUUGUAAGCAGUGCCUAACAAAGGACGACACCAUAGAGUCAACGAAAUUAAAGAUACGACACCCAAAACAGUUAUUAGUUACAAUUAAUAAGAUUUAAUAAGUAUUAAUGUAAUUACAAAGAAAAGAAAUAUCAUUAUACAUCAUCAACUUACAGUAUGGUAGAUCUUGUACCGGUACACAGUUAACACAGUUAGAAUAAUGUGCCAAUGAAUAAUGAUGAAUGCGAAAUAAACACAUAUAUAAGAACACAAAGAAUAAUACACGUCUCGUGAAGUUAAUAAAAGCUAUCUGAAUCUCCGUCUCUCCGUCCGUGCCUGUCAAUCCCUUAUAUAGGUCGCGUAAGCCUUGCCUUCCAGGAAGACUUAUGACGUGUUGUUUACAUAUCUCGGGUUAUCGAGCACAUUCGAGAAAAUACCAGGAAGACAGUCUAACAUGUUUAAUUGGUAAACACGGUUGUAAACAAGAUACUUCAAAAGAAUAGGCCACGCCCACAACAGACCGCUAACGUCUGCUAGUGAUCUAAUUUAGGUCAAGUACAAUUCAAGCACGGAAAAAGCGUGCUACAUAACAGUGAUAUUUUUAUCAAACUAGAGAAGUUGCCAAUGAGUUUACAGAGAAGAUACAUUAAAAGUAUUUCAUGGGUUUAGUAUGUUUAUGUGAGACAUGGACCUAUUUCGUAUCAACUAUUGUAUUAUUGUGAUAGUCUGUUAAGUAUAUAAUAAAGUAUAGUCACUAUCACUUGAUCCACUACGCGUUUUUUAUUAUAACUCAUAACUAGAUUGUGGUUGUGAGAUAUUGUAGUUGUGACAAUAUUAUAAUCCCAUUUCCUGGAAAACGUGUUAUUAGCAUUCCCCCCAACCCCCCUGUCUUUUUCAGGACCUUCAACAGAGAGUAUCCAGGCUAGAGGAGAUCAUUGGCCUUAAAUCAAAGAACCCAAAUGUAUCAAUCAAACGUCGCGCCCUAAAACAUGGACACAUUAAGUCUUCGCCCCAUUUGUAGAACUACACCAACGACACCUAAUGUGGAGCCCUAAAGCAAAUAUUUUAGUCCAGCUGAGAGCCCUACCACAAAUGUUUUAGACCAGCUGAGAGCCCUACAACACAUUUUUAGACCAACUGAGAGCCCGGCAACACAUUUUUUUAGACCAACUGGGAGCCCUGCACCAAGGAUCCCCUGGUGUAUCAGAAAAACGCCCAAUAACAUAUUGAAAGAACAUUAAAGUGUCUUACGAUCUCGUCCUCAUGCCAUGUUUUGUGCUACCUUUUAAAAAAUCACCAUUCGUCAUUUGAAGUAUUUGAUGACAUAGUGUUAACUUGUACAAUAAACGCAAACUAGUAUAAUUAACUUCUUGCCAA
This is a messenger RNA of Lymnaea stagnalis (great pond snail), 11560 nucleotides long. NCBI's taxonomy places the organism in Eukaryota, Metazoa, Mollusca, Gastropoda, Lymnaeidae. The record is from the annotation of a GenBank genome assembly.